This is a messenger RNA of Trichoderma virens Gv29-8, 4398 nucleotides long. RefSeq lists its product as uncharacterized. Lineage: Eukaryota; Fungi; Ascomycota; Sordariomycetes; Hypocreales; Hypocreaceae. Bases 1 to 4398 code for a protein of 1465 amino acids. Gene Ontology annotation, biological process: regulation of cell shape. The transcript is spliced from 6 exons. The record is from RefSeq and is a predicted model, not a curated record. Gene Ontology annotation, molecular function: protein binding.
AUGGCGUUUCUCUUCAAGUCCAAGAAGCACCAGGACCGUACGGUAACCAGUCGCGACGGCAGCUCAGGCUCUCAGGGGUCCAUCCAAAACGCCCCCGGGCGCGCAGUGGCUAGAGACGACAAGAACACAGCAUUGCAGCGCGCGACGCCAACGGGGAGCCUGCAUUCUAUCGACAAUGACACCAACACCUCCAGCCCCGACCAGGGCCAAGGCCCAGGCCACGCCCGUCGUGCGGGAAGCGUCGAUACGCCUCAGACGAGUGAUUUGCCUUUUCGAAACCAACCGCCCGUGAGCAAUUCCAAUGCCUCGCUCUAUCCGUGGUCGCAGCGGCGGUUGACAUACACUUCGUCGCAUCCGAGCCCGUUUCCUCGAUAUGGCGCCGCCGUCAACGCAGUCGCCUCCAAGGAAGGAGAUGUUUAUUUGAUGGGUGGCCUGAUCAACAGCUCGACUGUAAAGGGCGACCUUUGGAUGAUCGAGGCUGGUGGUAGCAUGACAUGUUACCCACUGGCGACAACUGCCGAGGGCCCGGGGCCUCGAGUUGGCCAUGCCAGUUUGCUAGUCGGCAAUGCCUUCAUCGUUUAUGGCGGAGACACCAAAAUUGACGACAAUGACAUCUUAGACGAGACCCUAUAUCUACUUAAUACUUCAACACGGCACUGGUCCCGUGCCCUGCCCGCUGGGCCGCGUCCAUCGGGACGAUAUGGCCACUCACUCAACAUCCUUGGCUCCAAGAUAUUCAUCUUUGGUGGCCAGGUCGAAGGCUUCUUCAUGAACGAUCUCUCCGCGUUUGAUCUCAACCAACUGCAGUCGCCAACUAAUCGAUGGGAGAUUCUCCUCAAGGCAGAAGCGAGCCCCAAGAUGCCCGCCGCACGAACGAACCAUUCCAUGGUGACUUUCAACGAUAAGAUGUACCUGUUUGGUGGCACAAAUGGCUUCCAAUGGUUCAACGACGUCUGGUGUUACGAUCCUGCAGUCAACAAGUGGGCACAACUGGAUUGCAUCGGCUAUAUACCCGCUCCUCGUGAGGGCCACGCUGCUGCUCUGGUGGACGAUGUCAUGUAUAUUUUCGGCGGCAGAACCGAGGAAGGCACUGAUUUGGGAGAUCUUGCAGCGUUUCGCAUCACGCAGCGGAGGUGGUAUACUUUCCAGAACAUGGGCCCCUCUCCCUCGGCUCGAUCUGGUCAUAGCAUGACGACGGUUGGAAAAUCCAUUGUCGUGCUUGGCGGAGAGCCUAGCACUGCUUCUUCGUCUACUAACGAUCUUGGUAUUCUCUAUGUAUUGGACACGACUAAGAUUCGGUAUCCCAAUGAUGCUCCAGGAGGGCCCCAGAGAAUACCCCAAGCGAGACGGCCAAGCGAUGCAUCGAAUCCCAACAGACAGCCACCGAUGCGCGAUGUGUCCAACGGAGGAGGCCCUCCCGACGCCGGGAACAUGAUUGUCGGCGGUCCAUCAAGCAUCAACAACGGACCAGCUACCCGGAGAAUCCCUUCCAACGGUAUGGAACCGACCGGCUCACCAGGUCCAGGGAACAAAAUGCAGAUGUCCAGAGCUGCCGCGAAUGCCAGCCCCUCCGGACCGCCUCCACAAGGCCCAACUCCUGCUAAGCCGGUUCCUGAUCCGUCUGCUGUGGGACGUGUCCGAGGCGCGUCAGUUGACCGGGCGCCGGGGACGGGCUCACCCCAGCUGGCUUCUGCCCCGUCACCAAUAACCCGCGAAAUAAUACCCGAGGACGAGACACCUGCACCCACAUCUGCCCCUAUGUCUGCAGCAGGCAAUCCUGUUAACGGACGCCGAACACCCACUACGCCUACUCAAGUUGGAAGGGCAGGAUCUAAGCAAGGCUCCUUGGGCGGCGAGGGGAUGCAAAGAGGUCCUCCUCCAGAGGGGAUGCAGAGAGGCCCCCCGGAAGGGAUGCAGAGAGCCGCGCCAACGCGACCAACAUCACCUCCGCAUACAACUAAGCCGAUGAGCGCCAACCUCAACCGACGAUCGUCUGGCCGAAAUUCGCAGACUGUUGCUCUUCUAAAAGAGCUUGAUAAUGCCCGAAAUCGGAAUGCAUGGUAUGCGUCGGAACUUGAGUUGGCUAGGAAAGCUGGCUAUGUUCCCAAUGCCUCCAUGGGGCCUGCACUUGAUGGAAAAGCUGUUGAGUCCUUUGAUGACGAAGAUCGACCACUGAUCGAGGCACUUUUGGCUAUGCGCACAGAAUUAGCAAACGUUCAGAAUGCUGUAGACAAGCAAGCUAUCGUUGCUGCCAAGCAGAUAGCGGAGGCGGAAAGGCAACGAGAUGUCGCCAUUCAAGAAGCCGUUUAUGCCAAAGCUAAACUGGCUGCUCAGAGUGGUGGAAGUGUAUCAAGUACCCCCCAGCCUGAAGUCGGAGACGAGUCUGGUGCUCGAUCAGCAGAUAUGAGCAAGAAGUUGGCAUCUGCCCUCAACCACCAUAAGAGUCUUCAGACCCAGCUGGAAUCGGCGAAAUCCGAGCUGGAGGCGGAGAAGAGAGCUCGCAAGCUCGCCGAUGACACGACGUCAGCUGCCCAGAAGCGCAUGGCCGAUUUAGAGGCUUACAAGCAGCAAACCUCUGGAGAAGUCGAGCGUCUGAAGGCAGAGCUUCACUUCUCGCAACGUGAAGCCCGAGAGCAGGCAGUGGCCGCCGCUGAGGCUGUGGCUGCUCUGGAACUUCUCCAAGUUGAAAAGGACACCAUUUCGAGGAAGCUUGAUGAAGUUGCCGACUCAUCAAAUGGUCGGGAAGAAACAUUCGAAUCUCUUAGAGCUGCCAUCGAAGCAUCGCAGGAUGCAAGCGCUCAUCUCGAGACAAAACUCGAGGAAGAGAGAACCCAGAGGGAAAAGGUCGAAGGCAAGCUGACUAAACUCAAGGCUGAACACGAAGCUCGCACAGCAGAAUUAGUUGCUGUGACCCAACGUCUACGAGACGCUGAAGAGCUUGCCGAGAAGCACGCUACUGAAGCACGCACGCAUCGGGAAGCUGUUCUUGCUGGACUUCACAAGCUCACUGCGAAAGACGACUCGGCUACGCAUAGUGCAGAUGCUGAACGUGCCGCUGCACUCCAAAACCAACUCACUGCUGCGAACGCUUUAGUUAAGAAAUACCAACAGGAAGCAGACAUAGCUGCUGAUAGGCUACGUAGUGCGGAGGAGCGCAUUGCCGGGCUUGAGCAGUAUCAGGAGCAGUCAAGCCGUGAGGGUGUUGGUAUUCGACGACAGCUUCAGUCUGCCUUGAGGGAAACCCAGAGCCUCCAGGCUGCUCAUUCAGAUAUCAAGAACCAGCUGGCAGCUCAGCAGCUCGAAACAAACGCCAUGACUGUGCAACACAAUGCCCUCAAGGAUAUUCUUGUCGAACGAGGUAUUAGCCCCACUGGUGCUGCUAGAACUCGCGGCCUCACAAGCCCGCGAACCACUUCUCCUGAGCAGCAAGGUCGCUUGCGAGAGCUUGAGGCUCAGUUGGCCAGCAUUAGCGCCGCCCACGAAGAGACCAAGCAGACAUUUGCCAUCCAAGUCCAAGACUCUGAAACUGCGUACCGUGAGAAGCUAUCCCAGCUCGAGAGUGAUUAUCAGUCCGCGGUGCAUUAUGUUAAAGGAACAGAGAAGAUGUUGAAACAGCUUCAGGAGCAACUGGGGCGCCUUAAGACUGACAAUGCCCGCUUGAAGUCCGAAGUUGUGGAGCUUGAGGAUAGACUGCAGGCCGGCCCAGAUGAGUCUGGUUCGGCUGGGUGGGAGAAAGAGCGUGUCGCCUUGCAGACCAAGAUAUCUAACUUGGAGGCUGAGCUCCAUGAUUCUGCUGCCCACCUUGAGAAGAGCCUUGAGGAUCUAAAGGUCGAGUUGGCAGAGAGCCAUCGCGAAUGUGACGAAGCCCGCACAUCCCUGAGCACCCAGCGGAAGGAGCUUGAGCAACUGCAGUCCGAAAAUGCCCUCCUCGAACAGCGCGCGUCCGACGCUGAACAGAAGGUCUCGCUGCUUUUGGAUCAAGUCGAGCACUCUGUCGAUACCUACCGUCGCCGCAGCCGACACGUUGUCAGCAUGAACGCUGAUGCGAUGGCAGCCGCAAAUGGCAUGGGCCUCGGUAGCCUCGGCACACUCGCUCUCGGCCACAACCGCAACGAAAGCUCUGAGGGCGAGAGUAUCUAUGGGGACAGCAACCUGGGGAACCGAAACAGCGCUGCGCUUGACAAUCUGGCCACCGAGCUGGAGACUCUUCGGAAUCACUGGGAGACUACAAACAAGAAUUACCGUCUGAGUACCAACUUCGAUUUUGAAUCUGCCAACGCCUCUAAGAAGGAGGACGAUACCCCUAUCGCUAUGGGCAUGGGUGGAAACCUUGCGGAUUGGAGAAAGCGACUCGAUACGGAGAAUCACUCUGACGUGGAACAACCCAAGCAAGGCUAA